Molecule: messenger RNA, 941 nt
Organism: Dipodomys spectabilis (banner-tailed kangaroo rat)
Lineage: Eukaryota; Metazoa; Chordata; Mammalia; Rodentia; Heteromyidae
Gene: Commd3
Product: COMM domain containing 3
Exons: 8
Coding region: 32-619 (195 amino acids)
Biological process (GO): sodium ion transport
Source: RefSeq, a predicted model, not a curated record
UGCGCGUGUCGAAGGUCACGGCGCGCUCACAAUGGAGCUCUCGGAGUCUGUGCAGAAAGGCUUCCAGAUGCUGGCGGAUCCUGGCUGCUUCGACUCCCGCGCCUUCGCGCUUCUCCUCCGGGCGGCUUUCCAGAGUCUGCUGGACGCCCAGGCGGACGGGGCCGUGUUAGAUCACCCAGAUUUGAAACAUAUUGACCCAGUGGUUUUAAAGUAUUGUCAUGCGGCGGCUGCAACUUACAUAUUGGAGGCAGGAAAGCACCGGGCUGACAAUUCCACGCUGAGCACUUACCUGGAAGACUGUAAAUUUGACAGAGAGAGAAUAGAACUGUUUUGCACGGAGUAUCAGAAUAAUAAGAAUUCCUUGGAAAUCCUACUGGGGAGUAUAGGCAGAUCUCUUCCUCAUAUAACUGAUGUUUCUUGGCGCUUGGAAUAUCAGAUAAAGACCAAUCAACUUCAUAAGAUGUACAGACCAGCAUAUUUGGUGACCUUAAAUAUAGAGAACCCUGACUCCGGGUCCUACCCAGAUAUUAGUUUUAGUUGCAACAUGGAACAAUUGCAGGACUUGGUGGGGAGACUCAAAGAUGCUUCGAAAAGCCUGGAAAGAGCAACUCAGUUAUGAGUUGGGAUAGCUAAGCCUUGGCUGAAGCUGGAAGAAAACCAGAACUGCCCUGCCUUCUGCCGAGCCGUCGUGUGUGCGACCUGGAAGUUCUCAUUUUUUUUUCUUCUGUGUGUGUGUGUGUUGGGGGGGGGGGGGGAUCUUCCAUUCCUGCCACUGUUUGAACACUUGGGUAUUUUUUUUUAAAUGUCCGUGAAAAGGUUAUAGGGAAAUUCUGCCGGAGUAUUGGAAUCCCCUUUCGUAUUAACUGUUUCUCCUCUUUUGAUCUUUGUCAAGUCCCACAAAAUAAAAGUGUUGCACCCUGAGUGAGUACGGUGGCGGUGUU